Messenger RNA from Fusarium poae, 1038 nucleotides. RefSeq lists its product as uncharacterized. The transcript has a single exon. Gene Ontology annotation, cellular component: nucleus. Gene Ontology annotation, biological process: regulation of transcription by RNA polymerase II. Gene Ontology annotation, molecular function: DNA-binding transcription factor activity, RNA polymerase II-specific; RNA polymerase II transcription regulatory region sequence-specific DNA binding. Bases 1 to 1038 code for a protein of 345 amino acids. Lineage: Eukaryota; Fungi; Ascomycota; Sordariomycetes; Hypocreales; Nectriaceae. The record is from RefSeq and is a predicted model, not a curated record.
AUGACCGAUAACAACACUGAAGCUCAAACGGAACCAAUUCUUUGCAGCACGUGUGGCCGGGCCUGUGUUACCAAGAAGCAACUGAAGAACCAUAUCCGGAACAUACACAGACGUGGCAAGGGUAAGGAAACAACCUCUGCUGCGCAGCCUCGACAACAAGACCAGACUGAAGAAGCUCCUGCUCAAGAAACAAUCUCUGUUGCCCAACCUCAACAAGGAGCUAAGACUGGAGAAGCAUCUACUGGAGGCCUUUAUUGUGCUCCUUGUGACCAGACAUUCAACACUCAGAAUGGACUUGACCGGCACAAUGGCACCAAGCAUAGUUCCAAGCGAAAGAAGACAAUCAAGUGCACAGAUUGCAACAAGACCUUUGCCGUGCAAUUGGCGCUAGAGCAGCAUCAAAGACAAAAGCACGGUAUCCAACCAACCGCUGACGACCAGGAUGACUGGGACGACUCGGAUGUCUCCGGGAACUGGGAAUCAGACUCCUCGCUAUCUCAUGAUGAAGAAGGCAGAGAUUUGAUGUGGCCGGAACACGGUGAACCAGUUACAGGACUUCUCAGUUGUCUAGGCAGAGUAAUGCGCUGCCCUGAAAAAUUCAAUAAAGGCUCUGAAGUCGUGCGACACAUCGAGCAAGGCUAUUGUCGAACCGAAUGGAGCCUCGAGGACGUAUCGUCCGUAUUUAACAAGAAGAUGGCGAAAGAGGGGCGACAUCUUUUAGACCGCAAGGCUGGUGAUCUCUACAAGUGCCCCAGAUGCAAGGGAACAGGCAGAGGCAAGUAUACAGAGCUCAGUGAUCUUUUUGAACACGCCGAGAGUGGUGAUUGCGGUCUGAGGGUCCGCACCGGUCCUCUCCAUGACGUCUUUAUGGCACUUCUGGAGUUCAGUGUUGAACUUGCCAUGCAGAACGACACUGACUCGGAUGACUACUGCUGGGAAUAUGGAGAUGGAGCUUUUCUUGAUUCCGACGAAGAAUUAUUCAACUACAAGAUGACCGGAGAUAUUAGUGAAAGCUAUCUUGCGCGACAUGGGUAUUGA